Molecule: messenger RNA, 1385 nt
Organism: Drosophila mojavensis
Lineage: Eukaryota; Metazoa; Arthropoda; Insecta; Diptera; Drosophilidae
Exons: 3
Coding region: 146-1234 (362 amino acids)
Cellular component (GO): chitin-based extracellular matrix
Molecular function (GO): structural constituent of chitin-based larval cuticle
Source: RefSeq, a predicted model, not a curated record
GCGCCCAGCAUUUUUAACGUUUAUCGGCUGGCCAAAAGUAUCUACCUAAGCGACGACGGUCUCAAAAUAAAUAAAACAGUUUAAGUUUUUCUAUAUCAGAAGUAGAGUCGGAGCAUUGCGGAAGUGUUAUACAAACGGCCACAAAAUGAAACUGCAACUAGUCGCGCUGUUGUGCAGCGUCGUUGUCUUGGCACAAGCCCAAAACUAUCCGCCACGGCUGAGCAUUCCGGGCGCAAUCCCCGUGUCAGCGCCAAUACCUCAGCGCCAGCAAGUGCUGCGAGUGCGUCGACCUGGCGUGACGCUGCGUCAGCAACAGCAGCAGCAACAGCACUUGCCAGCUGUUACGCAGCGCAUUCUACUGGAGGAGCGACCCGUUACAGAGCCCGCUGAGGAUGAGCAGCCGGACGCAUUCCUGCCCAAUCUGCUGCGCGAACAGCAGCUAGCUCAAGCACAGCAAUCACAGUUCCAGCAGGCUGCCGCAGCCUUUCUGAAUGGCCAGCAACCCGUGGAGACUGCCACUCCUGUACAGCAGCUGCUCCAGCAUGAGGACACCCAGCCGACAGCAAUUUUGCCAGCACCACGCUUUUCGGAACGUCCUGCUGCAGCCACGCCCAUCAACCGGCCAUCUUUCAACGAUUUUGGCAUCGGACGCUUCGAAAACUCUCAGCGCUUCGAUUUGUCGCGCCCAACACCCACUGCUACGGCGGCACCACCUCCACCACAGCGUGUCGCAGUCAUACGCACGAGACCUGCGGCUGCAGUGCGUCCCGAGCCAGCACCUGUCUCUGUACAGCGUCCAAGACCAAAGCCCAUUCAGCCACGCCCUCUCAUCGAUCAGAAUCAGCUACAGGAUGAACAGAACGCGCAACAGCAGCGUCGCCAACGUCCCGUCGCCCAAACCAUACGCAAGUGGCGCGAUGAGAACGAGGAUGGGUCCAUCACCUGGGGCUAUGAGAACGACGAUGGCUCCUUUAAGGAGGAACUCAUUGGCACCGACUGCAUAACCAAGGGUACCUAUGGCUACAUUGAUCCCGAUGGCAACAAACGUGAGUACAACUAUGAGACGGGAAUCAAAUGCGAUCCCAAUGCGCGCAAUAAUGAGGAGGAUCUACAGGAGAAUGGCUUCAUCAAUUACGAGGAAAAUCGCGCUGUGUUGCCCAACGGCUUGGAAAUCGAUAUGUCACAGCUCGGAAAGAAGAAGUCCAAGCGUCCCAACAGUAUCUACAGGAACUAAUCGUACGCACGCAUCCAAACUCCACUUAGCUGUUUAAGUCAAUGAGCUCUUAAGUCGUCGCCUUAAUUGUACUAAUCUGUAAUUACGUCUGUACUUUAUUAUUAUCGUGUGUAAAGUUUGAAGUGAGAAAUUAUAUGAAUAGCCUGUAAAA